UGACAAUAAUUUUGGUAUAUUGGGCAAAAUAAUUCUAAAAUAAACAGUACAUCGUUUUGAUACCAUGCCGUGGAAGAAGCUGCCCUCGUGUAUACUUCUCUUACUGGCGUUAGCGUACCCAGUGCAGUCGAAAUUAAGUAGCCAGAAAGAUUCAUUUCAAGAAGACCUUCUAAUCUCACCGCUCAAAGACGGCAAAUUACUUGCGCAUUUCCAAUUCACCACUCUUGUUGACGCUGGAGGCCUUGAUGAGAAAGACGGAAGAUACGCACAUUAUGGUCUAUUCCCGAAAUCAAUAGGGCAAAUCAUCGAUCAUCACCGCGUACAGGAGCUUCAUCUUACAUUUACGCAAGGAAGAUGGCAGUAUGAGGAUUGGGGAUACCCGGUAGCCCAAUCAGCAGGAACAGGUGUCGAGUUAUGGGCGUGGAUGAAAUUAGACGAUAGCAUCGAAAGUAAUUGGCGGUCUCUGACAAACACACUGUCUGGAUUGUUUUGCGCGUCCCUGAAUUUCAUUGAUGGUACGCUGACUUCACAGCCAGAAUUGUCAUUCCGUCCCGAAGGGGCCAAAAACUCUUACAAUCAUGAUGAAAGGAUGAGAGAAGGUGCAGAAGUUCGAUACGGAAUCUUACCGCAUGAAAAUGUCUGUACCGAAAAUUUGACGCCUUGGAUCAAACUGCUUCCAUGCAAGUCAAAGGCCGGUAUUGCAACCUUACUCAAUGCGCACAAAUUAUACGACACAAAUUAUCACUCUAUGGCUAUUCACAUCAGACCCGUAUGCCAGGAUGCGAAUUGCACUAGCCAGUCGUUGGAGCUGGUUCAAACGGUGACGUCCGUUCUUGAUCCUGUGCGUGAGAGUGGGCGACGAGACUGGUCAUUUUCAAGUCUAUUUGGUCGCGAGAUACAAUCAGCUUGUCCCGUUUCGGAUAGAAGUGCUGUUACUGUGUUGCUACCAUCCGAACAACAUGAAUACCAGUUAACUCCAUCUUAUGAUACCAUUAUUGAGAGAACCGCCGCCCAAGUUGAGCGGCCAAUAGCUGUCUACAACCUUUCUCAACAUACCGAACCUCUCAAUUUGCAAAUGACGUGGAAUGAGGGUGAAUUUUCCUAUCCGUUGCAAACUUCAAAGCCGAGAGUGUAUGCGCAUAAGUAUAUGACAGGCUACGGCCAUGAACGAGGAGGCGUGACAGUCAAUAUCUUCAACAACAUGAAUGAAAGUCAAGAUAUAAGCUAUUUCGACUCUGUUCCUUGGUUCCUCAAGCUGUAUCUACAUACUUUGGAAGUUUCGGUUUUGGGCAAGGAUCAUAUUGAUCAAAAUGAUAUUGUACAGGACCUAUAUUAUCAACCUGCUGUCGACAGAUCCAGGCCUCAGGUGUUGGAGAUGAAGCUACGUCUUCCACCAGAUUCUGUCACCGCUGUGUCAAUUGAGUUUGACAAGGUAUUCUUAAAAUAUACUGAGCAUCGACCUGAUGCUAACCGUGGAUUUGACGUUGGUCCGGCUGUUAUUACCACUCUUUUACCGGCUGGUGACGAUAACUUAGCUUCUACCGUUCUCGAGCUAGUGACAAACCGAGAUACGCCUACAAGACAGAACAUCAAAGUUUAUACUGAGAUCCUACUUGCUAGUCUGCCUACGCCUGACUUUAGUAUGCCUUACAAUGUCAUUACAUUGACAUGCACUGUCAUUGCUCUGUUCUUCGGAUCUAUUUUCAACUUGCUUAUUCGUGGGUUUUCGGUGACCGAAGAUGAAGUGGACGAGAAGAAGCAUGAGAAUAAGGACGAGAUCUCUAACUCGUCAUGAUAGCAUGACGAUUCCCCUCCCCCCCCCCAAAAAAAAACCAGCAUGAACACACAAAUAUAACCAUAAUACAUUGUACCGUUUUGAU
Molecule: messenger RNA, 1880 nt
Organism: Umbelopsis ramanniana AG
Lineage: Eukaryota; Fungi; Mucoromycota; Umbelopsidomycetes; Umbelopsidales; Umbelopsidaceae
Exons: 11
Coding region: 65-1795 (576 amino acids)
Biological process (GO): attachment of GPI anchor to protein
Cellular component (GO): GPI-anchor transamidase complex
Source: RefSeq, a predicted model, not a curated record